Messenger RNA from Acanthopagrus latus (yellowfin seabream), 12108 nucleotides. RefSeq names its product calcium channel, voltage-dependent, T type, alpha 1H subunit a (gene cacna1ha). The transcript is spliced from 37 exons. Bases 1 to 7542 code for a protein of 2513 amino acids. Gene Ontology annotation, biological process: membrane depolarization during action potential; calcium ion import; sodium ion transmembrane transport. The record is from RefSeq and is a predicted model, not a curated record. Gene Ontology annotation, molecular function: voltage-gated sodium channel activity; low voltage-gated calcium channel activity. Gene Ontology annotation, cellular component: voltage-gated sodium channel complex; plasma membrane; neuron projection. NCBI's taxonomy places the organism in Eukaryota, Metazoa, Chordata, Actinopteri, Spariformes, Sparidae.
AUGACUGAUGGCGAGGGGAGAGCGCGCUUUCAGUACGCCGAGUGCCCGGAGGGGCAGGAGCAGCCGGAGGAGGUGCAGGAGGAGGUGAGGCUCGCUAUACCGACGCCCUACAGGAAGGACGCCCCGGGUCACGAUGUUGACCCCGGAGGAGGAGGAGGAGGAGGAGGAGAAGGAGGCCACGAUGGGGAGGAAGAGGAGGAGGUGGAGAGGAGGAGGAGAGGCAGCGGUGAUGGAGGAGACUGGAGCCCUGAGGUUCAGGAGCAUGAGGACCAGGAGCCGGAGCUGGAGGUGGAAGUUGGACCGACACUUGGAGUUCGCAUCACGGCUCCUAUUCGCGAUCCAGACUGUGUCUCCGAGGAAGAGGAGCAGCAGCCAUGGCCGGCCCUGGCCCCCGUGGCCUUCUUCUGCUUAAAGCAAACAACAAGGCCUCGCAACUGGUGUCUUCGCUUCGUCUGUAACCCAUGGUUCGAGCAUGUGUCUAUGCUGGUGAUCCUGCUCAACUGCGUGACUCUGGGGAUGUUCCAGCCCUGUGAAGACGUCAGCUGCCAGUCAGAGUGGUGCCGCAUCCUACAGGUAUUAGACGACUGCAUCUUUGCUUUCUUCGCUGUGGAGAUGGUCAUCAAGAUGGUGGCCCUGGGAAUUUUUGGCCCAAACUGUUACCUUGGUGACAAGUGGAACCAGCUUGACUUCGUCAUCGUCAUGGCAGGGGUGUUGGAGUAUUCACUGGACGGCCAUAACGCCAGUCUGUCAGCCAUCCGUACCGUCCGAGUACUCAGGCCACUGCGGGCCAUCAACAGAGUACCAAGUAUGCGGAUCUUGGUUACACUGCUGUUGGACACCCUCCCAAUGCUGGGAAACGUCCUUCUCCUCUGCUUCUUCGUCUUUUUCAUCUUUGGCAUCGUCGGGGUCCAGCUGUGGGCGGGGCUACUGCGCAACCGCUGCUUCCUGGGAGAGGACAUCAGAACGAUGUACAACUUGUCCAUAAGUGCUUACUACAUGACAGAGGAAGGCGAAGACAGCCCCUUUAUCUGCUCGGCUCCCCGCGAGAACGGGAUGUUGCGCUGCCACGACGUGCCACCCACCGACGAGGGCGGGAGCACGUGCUCAAUGCUCCCUUCCCAAAGUUUAGCCCUGACCGGAUCGGCCAACAGCUGCAUUAACUGGAACCAUUACUACAACGUGUGUCAGCCCGGGGACCAUAACCCUCACAAGGGAGCUGUCAACUUUGACAAUAUCGGCUACGCCUGGAUAGCCAUAUUCCAGGUCAUCACACUGGAAGGAUGGGUAGAUAUCAUGUACUAUGUCAUGGACGCUCACUCCUUCUACAAUUUUAUAUAUUUUAUACUGCUCAUUAUCGUGGGCUCUUUCUUCAUGAUCAACUUGUGCCUCGUGGUCAUCGCCACCCAGUUCUCUGAAACGAAGCAGAGAGAGAACGCCCUGAUGAGGGAGCAGCGCGCCCGCUACAUGUCCAACGACUCCACGCUCGCCAGCUACAGCGAACCGGGCUCGUGCUACGAGGAGAUGCUACGCUACAUCAGUCACCUUUAUCGCAAGUUCACACGCAGACUGCAGAGGAUAUACUCUGGAUGGCACAGUAAAAGGCGUAAAAAGGUUAAUCCAAAUGGCAGCGGCGGAGGCAGUAACGGCGGGGGUAACGGCCACGGCCACGGGUCCAGCAGGGGCUGCGGAGGCCCGGGCAGCGCCAUGUGGUUGAGACCGAUCCAUAACCUCCUGCAGCACCAUCAGCACCAGCACUGUCGCCUCAGCAACGGGGGCCAGCACAGCAUCAGCGUGGUGACGACCGAGCACACGGACAGAGAAGAGGGGGUUGGAGGAGGAGAGGAGCUGGAGAUGAAGUCACUUCCUGUCCGGAGGGGAAGCACAAACGGGAAUGGCGCUGGUGGCGGCGGCCCGUCCGUCGUCACCCAGAACAUGGGGGCGUUGCUCGGGCGACUGAACGGAGGGAUGAACUACCCGACGAUUCUGCCGUCGUUCGUGUGCAGCUACAGCAGCAAGACGCCGCCCCCCCACUCCCAGCAGUGUGGGCCCAGUCCGGAGCAGCAUCCGCCAAACCACCCAGCGUCUGAACACACAGAGACGCUGAACAAGCUCUACCAGCUCAUGGGACAGCACAGACGCCAGAGGCUGCUGUACCAGCUGGCAGGCGUGGUGCCCAGCCCUCUGCUCCUGGAGCUGCUCAGCUGCCCUAUGUGUGCCCGUAGCCUGGAGACUUUGGAGCUGGAGCUGGGAGACCUGGAGGGAGGCAGGGGAGAGGCUGACGGACUGCACGACUUCCCCCAGGGUGGAGAGCUGAGAUCUGGGAGAGGUCGCAGGCGACGGGGGGUCAGGGAGUACAAAAACGGAGUGGUUCGGGCGUGGAUGGGCUUCAGGGAAAAGCUGAAGAGGAUUGUGGAAAGUAAAUACUUCAACCGAGGGAUCAUGAUCGCAAUCCUCGUCAACACUCUCAGCAUGGGGAUAGAGUACCACCAGCAGCCUGAGGAGUUGACCGAUGUGUUAGAGAUCAGUAACAUCGUUUUCACCAGCAUGUUUGUCCUGGAGAUGGGCUUCAUGCUGCUGGCCUUUGGCUUGUUUGGAUACAUCAGGAACCCAUACAACAUAUUCGACAGCAUCAUUGUAAUCAUCAGUGUGUGGGAGAUAAUCGGUCAAGCAGACGGUGGGCUUUCAGUCCUGAGAACAUUUCGUCUGCUGCGGGUUCUGAAGCUGGUCCGCUUUCUGCCCGCCCUGAGGAGACAGCUGGUGGUGCUGAUGAAGACCAUGGACAAUGUGGCCACAUUCUGCAUGCUGCUGAUGCUUUUCAUAUUUACUUUCAGUAUACUGGGCAUGCAUCUGUUUGGCUGUAAAUUCAGUCUCAAGAUGGAGAACGGAGACACCAUCCCUGACCGCAAGAACUUUGACACUCUGCUCUGGGCCAUCGUCACUGUAUUCCAGAUUCUUACCCAGGAGGACUGGAAUGUGGUGUUGUAUAACGGCAUGGCCUCCACCUCUCCGUGGGCGGCGCUCUACUUUGUCGCUCUCAUGACAUUUGGCAACUAUGUGCUCUUCAAUUUACUUGUUGCCAUCUUGGUUGAGGGCUUCCAGGCCGAGGGUGAUGCUAAUCGGUCGGAGUCGGAUGAUGAGAAGAAAUCGGACAACUCUGAGGAGGACGAGAAGGUGGAACAGCUCAGAGACAAUGAGCUCAAAAUGUACUCUCUAAUGAUGACAGCCAACGGUCACAUUGACCCUCGUGGCACGAUGGCUCCUCCUAUUAUAAUGCGCACGGCCGCCACGCCCAUGCCCACACCGAAGAGCUCCCUGGGACCCGAGUCUAUCCUCGGAGACGACCUCAUGUACAGAGAGGGGGUGCCUCAGUACAGCGAGGCGGGCCUGGGCUUUUCUGAAGCAGGCAUGGGUCACUCAGAGUCUCGCCGUGGAAGCGCCACUUCCAUCGAGCCUAUAGCCUUUGACCAGCGUUCUCUGAGCCUCUCAAGUCCUGGCCGGCGAUCCCCUCUUCCUCCCCGCUCGUGGGGCAGCCGCCGCUCCAGCUGGAACAGCCUGGGAAGAGCCCCGAGCCUGAAGAGGCGAGACACAAGCGGCGAGAGGGAGAGCCUGCUGUCUGGGGAGGGAGGCGAGGAGGAGGACAGCGGGGAGGACAAGGGGGAGGCCGGGGGGAAUAACAGACUGCGGUCGGAGCCCCUGGAGCUGCUGCAGGCGUCGACUCUCUGCCCUUCCAUAAUAGCCGAGUACGGUGACUGCAACGGGAGGACCCUGACCUUUGACCCCAACGUCACCGCAGACCCCAAGGACGACUCGUCUCCUGAGGACGACACGGAUGAUGACAGUUCUGUGUGCUACUGGAUGAAGAAAGAGCUCAAUAACAUGAAGCCCCGCUGGUGCAAAGAACACGAAGACUGGACACUGUAUUUGUUCUCUCCAGAGAGCCGAUGCCGCGCGUGGUGCCAAAGCGUGAUCUCUCACAAAUUGUUCGACCACGUGGUCCUGGUUUUCAUCUUCCUAAACUGCAUCACCAUCGCUCUGGAACGACCCGAUAUAGAGCCGAAGAGCCCGGAGCGAAAGUUUCUGAGUGUGUCCAACUACGUUUUCACUGUGAUCUUCCUGGCAGAGAUGGCCAUUAAGGUCGUAGCUCUCGGCUUCUGCUUUGGGAAGCAGACAUACCUCCAGUCCAGCUGGAAUGUUCUGGAUGGUGUGUUGGUGUUCGUGUCUCUGGUCGACAUUCUGGUCUCUCUGGCCUACACUGGCGGAAACAGGAUCCUGGGCAUCCUCCGAGUCCUACGCCUGCUUCGAACACUACGCCCACUGAGGGUCAUCAGCCGAGCCCCGGGAUUGAAGCUGGUUGUGGAGACGCUCAUCACCUCCCUGAGACCCAUCGGGAACAUUGUGCUUAUCUGCUGCGCCUUCUUCAUCGUCUUUGGCAUCUUGGGGGUGCAGCUGUUCAAAGGGAAGUUCUACCACUGUGAAGGCCUGGACACGAAAAACAUCACCAACAAGUCCGACUGUCUGCAGGCCAGCUAUCGCUGGAUACGGAGGAAGUACAACUUUGACAACCUCAUCCAGGCUCUGAUGUCUCUGUUCGUGCUGUCCUGUAAGGACGGCUGGGUCAACAUCAUGUACGACGGACUGGAUGCGGUGGGAGUGGACCAACAGCCUGUGAGGAACCACAACCCCUGGAUGCUGCUCUACUUCAUCUCCUUCCUGCUCAUCGUCAGCUUCUUCGUCCUCAACAUGUUCGUCGGCGUCGUUGUGGAGAACUUCCACAAGUGCCGGCAGGACCAGGAGGAGGAGGAGGCCCGCUUACGGGAGGAGAAGAGGCUCAAAAUGAUAGAGAAAAAGCGCAGGAGUAAGGAGAAUGGAGGGGCUGAGGCCAAGCAGAGGCCCUACUACGCCGACUACUCCCCCCUGCGCCUGUCCAUCCACACACUGUGCACCAGCCACUACCUGGACCUCUUCAUCACCUUCAUCAUCUGCAUCAACGUCUUCACCAUGAGCAUCGAGCACUACAGUCAGCCGCAGUAUUUAGAGGAGAUUCUCAAGUACUGCAACUACGUGUUCACCUUCAUCUUCGUCAUUGAGGCGAUUCUCAAACUCGCAGCGUUCGGCAUACGCAGGUUCUUCAAAGACAGGUGGAAUCAGCUGGAUAUAGCGAUAGUGGCGUUGUCCAUCAUGGGCAUCAUCCUGGAGGAGCUGAAGAUGAGCGCAGCCCUGCCCAUAAACCCCACCAUCAUCAGGAUCAUGAGAGUGCUCCGGAUAGCACGAGUGCUGAAACUCCUGAAGAUGGCCACAGGGAUGAGGGCUCUGCUGGAUACCGUCAUGCAAGCGCUGCCGCAGGUGGGAAAUCUCGGUCUCCUCUUCAUGCUGCUCUUCUUCAUCUACGCUGCGCUGGGAGUGGAGCUCUUCGGCAAACUGGAGUGCAAUGACAAGAACCCGUGUGAGGGUCUGAGUCGUCACGCGACCUUCGCCAAUUUUGGGAUGGCCUUCCUCACACUGUUUCGAGUGUCCACUGGAGACAACUGGAAUGGGAUUAUGAAAGACACGUUACGGGACUGUCAGCCAGAGGACCACUGUCUCUCCUACCUGCCACUGGUCUCUCCGAUUUACUUUGUCACGUUUGUGCUCAUGGCCCAGUUUGUGCUGGUCAACGUGGUGGUGGCUGUUCUGAUGAAACAUCUAGAGGAGAGCAACAAGGAGGCCAAAGAGGAUGCUGAGAUGGAUGCAGAAAUCGCCUUGGAGAUGGCGAUGGAGAGGCAGCGCAAAUUAAGCACAACCUCCAACAACAGUUCAGUGGGAGGGACCUACGUUGGACCAUGUCCAAAUUCACCUGGACAGGAAGAAGAGGUGCAGUACGGUGACCAGAACCUGCUGUCGCCAAGGAAGAUGUCUGUAUCCAGGAUGCACUCUCUGCCUAACGACAGCUACAUGUUCAGACCUGUACGGCCCGCCAGCGCCCCCUACCCUUUGGAGGAGAUAGAUCUCAGUCCCCAGCACCAGCAUUCAGGCUCAGUGACGUCGGUCCACUCCCAGCCAUGUGACAGUCGUGCGCUGCUGCAGGUACCAGACGUUUCCCCCAGUCACCCCCGGACACCUCCCACCAUCACCCUGCCCCGCAUUGCCCCGCCCACGCCCAGCCCCUCCCCACGGGCCCUGCGCAGACAGGUGGCACUUAAAUUGGAUUCCGUGGUGUCUCAUGGUUGUGAGCAACAGGAGAGGCCCAGCCCCCUCCAUCUGCCUCCCCCCUCCCCUUCCCCCCUCCCUCUUCACACCUCGCCCCCAUCUCCCCUGCCUCCUCCUCCCUCCUCCCCAUCUGCAGUCUCUCUCCCACCUUGCUCCCCAUCCGCCUUCCCACUCCCUCCUCCCUCUCCCCUCCCUCCUCCGCCGUCCUCCCCCUCGCUCCUCCUCCCACCCCCUCCCUCGCCCCGCCUCCCCCUGCGCCCCCCCAGCCUUCGGAGGCCGAGGCCGCCCUCCGCCGCGUCCUUCUGUGACCCAGCGGAUGAGGAGGUGUAUCACAUCACCAGCUCAGCCCAGCACAGGUGGAGGGACAAGGAGGGGGGAGGGCAGGAGAGCAGAGGGAAGACCAGCCGCAGCCACUCCCUCUCCCCCUACAACUCCCCAUACUCUCACGACUCUGCCUCCUCACCUCUUCCUCCCCCGCUGCCACCUUCCUCCUCGAGGAGCGCACUCAGUCUGCUCGGGGUGGGAUUGAAGGACCGGGACUUCAGGAAGGGUUUGAGCCCUGACAGCGAGGGCUUCCAGGACAAGCCGACAUCAUUGUCCGCCGGUUACCCUGAUGACCAGCGGCGCCACUCUAUCGAGGUCUGCCUCCCGCAGGCUGUCAUCACGGGUGACGACCAACGCUUCGCACGAGAUGCUCACCGCUCGGAAAAGGUCAGUCAGGCAUUUCCCUUGAGGGUGCAGUCAGUCGGGGGCGGUCACAGGAAGAAGAAGAUGAGUCCCCCUUGUAUAUCCAUCCACCCGCCCUCAGAGAGGGAACACCCUCACAUUGCUUCACCUCCAAAACUGGCUGACUGCAGCAUGAUGCUGAGACGCAGGACGCCGUCCUAUGACUUGACCCAGCACACAAACACACAAGACGUCGCGCAGAUGCAUUCCCCGAUGCACACGCCGCUCACACCCAUCCACGUACCGCUGCAAGCACACUCGCCGACACACACGCUGACACCCUCCCGGGCAUCCACUCCGACACACACUCCUGCGUACACUCCUCCAUCUGCAUCCACACCCACGCACCCACGCAUCCCGAUCAGCCCGAACAUCUUCAUCCAGCCUCACGCACCUCUUCUCCCGCACGCAAUGCCUUUCUCACAGACACACUCCCUCUCCCCCGCCGCGAGGCGCUCCCCUCUCACAGGUGACUACAUGCCCCUCCCCCAGUUCACCUUCGACCAACCACAGUCCAGAUACAUGAGUGGCAUAUCAGACGCUGACACGGCCACCUGCUCUUCCCCUUUCGACAACAGACUAGGAAGCAGUGCGGGAUUCAGUGCAAAGAAUCGGAGGACUGCCCAAUGAAAGUCGAGCAUUGCCUUCAAGAAGUGAAUCGAUUGGUCAAAAAUCUCUGAAACUGGAGCAGAGGGCCGACCUCAGCAGAGAUUGGUGCUGGGGAGAAAAUAAGGAGAAGUUUACGGGGAGAGGGAAUUUUUUUUUUUUUUUUUUUUUAAUUUUUGGUUUUGUUUAGAUGAACACUGAAGACACAUUAUUCUUUCCAGAGAGAAGCUGGUACAGUCCGGUCCGAGAGUAACAGACAAUGGAUCAAUUUUUUCCUAAACCCAGUUUGAAGGACAGCAGAUCCACCGAGGCUGUACCAGUCAAACAGUACCCACUGUACAUGGUGUGUACAGGACUUCUACUGAGAACACACCAGGACUAAAGCCACCUAACUCCGUAGCCAAAGUUUUUUUGACACACCAUCCCCACCCACGCGAGCCAAUCAGGAAGCAGCGUCUGGCUGAUAACCUCUGACCUUUUACAGGAAAGCGGUUUGUGAAAUGCGAGCGUGGGGGGAAUUGUGGGAUAUGCAACUUCAGGUUUUCUACAGAAGUUCUGCUUGCCCCCUCCUCUGCUCCUCGAUCACAUUGAUCGGAGCAGAAGCGUGUGCGUGCGUGUGUGAGUGAGCGUGUCUGCGUUUUUUCCUACGUGCGAGUACUGUCAAAUCUGUUGUCAUGGAAGUUGGCCAUGUUAUUCUUACGCCUGCAACGACAGAGAGGGGGAGCAGGGCCGAGCUGUAGUGUAUGUUUAUCUGUGUAUCUGUGCAGUGUAAAUAAAGGAAAAUACUGUAUUUGGUGAGAUUAAAAAUAGCUCUAUCCAUAUGCACAUAUUUUUAUAGAGAUCUAACAUGUUUUUUGCACACAAAUUUGAAUUUCAAGUUGCUUGUUUGAUUUCCUCUGUUGUCCUCUUGUGAAUGUACGUUUUUUUUUUUUUUCAAAACGGAGGGAGAGCGGGUGAAGGAGAUCAAGCCCUCCUCUCAACGGGCUAGCUGAGGUUGAGGAGUGGGAUUUUAUUUUUCUAUUUUGAAAAAGAGAGAGAAAGAGACGAGAACAGGGGUGUGACGUGUUUCUGUAGCUUUGUCUCAGAUUUCUAUGUGUUUGAUGUCUAUGUGACAGUCUUAAGAAGCGGGCUCAGUGAUGCAAGCCAAAUUUGUUUCCCCCUCCGCGCUGAUGUCCCUGCGGAAGAGCACAGUUGAUAACAAACGUGUGCGCUGUCUCUUUAAAAAGCUGAAUCUACUGUUAUGCAGGUUUUUGCCUUCACAGUACGUGCAACACAGGAAAAAACUACUGUACCUCAAUUUAUUUAAUUGUCCAAAGAAAUACAUUUGAAUAACUUUCAAGCGGCGUAAUAUCUCUAAAUACAAGAUGAGUCCAGCGUUGUGACCUGCCAUCACUGAGCCCCCCCUUCUACAGCUGUUUUCAAGCUGGAUCAGCUCUGACACCACUUUGUGUUCUGUACAUCUAAAGACAACCAAACUAACUAACUUACUAAAUAUGUGUAGCCAGAGUGCAAUAAUAAUAAUAAUAUAUACUUGUGAAGAAUAUAGUAACAUCCACACUACAUAAAACAACCACAUUCUUGUGUUCGUACAUACUGUAGAGCUACUAUAUAUGAUAUAAAUGAUAUAAAUCCAUUUUAUAUGACGAUUGAGAGUAUUUCUAUCUCUAGUGUUCAUGCUACUGUAGGUACCUUGCUGCCCCCCCCCCCCCUGCGCGUGGCCGCGGUGGCAUGGGUGUGGCUGGAAGCAGUGUUAGGUAUAGUGUAGAUUUCUCUAAAAAGCUCAGGCCCGCCCGCUGGUGUUGUGACUGCGAGCAGAAGAGUGACAUGCAUCCCUGCAGAGGACUCAAUAGGCCGUUCAUCACUCCUUAAUCUUAUCGCAUAAGACGACACACAUAUGGUGGAUCAGUUAUGUAAAACGAGCCUAUACACAGAUGGAAUCAUGCAAGGAGACCUCCCCCCCACCAUCCCCGAGGUGUGAAUGAUGAUGAUUUUUUUCCUUCUGCUGGCUUACCAUGCCAUACCUUUAUUCUGACACAGCACAAGGUGUAUUUGUUCUCUUUCGUGCACAGUCUGGUUACACAACAGGAAACGUGCUGGUAAGCUACUUCUUCAAUCCCCUAUUUAAAGGCAGCUGGCUGGGAAUGGCAUCUUUGCCUUUGUUCCGCUCAGCAUGUGACAUGCACACCUCCUCAGUAACAUGAGUGAAAACCAAAGUGCUUUGAUGCUGUACUGUAUUCAACACAGGCCCAGGAUUACACGUUUGUGCAAUGACAAACUUUAUCUUUGUGAGUAUUUGUGAUGCAUUAACUGUGUGAGAAAGGGUUUCUGGAGGUCGGUGAAUAUCUGAAAUACUAUUAAGCCAGUUUGUUAACAGGUAAAGCCCCAAACUUUUUUAAUGUGGGCAUCCCUCCGCACUUGAAUUUAAAAGUGUUUAAAAGUGUUAUUGAUGACAGUCACUAAAUGUGGCGUUCGAUCUCUCCCUCUUCCGUUGCAUUCACGUCAGAUCACUGCUGUCGUAUGAAUCAGUAGCCCCCCUCAAGCGGUUGCCAGGUUGUGAGCUAGCUAACGAUGCUAACACUAGCUGGCAAACAUUGGCGAUCAUUGCUAAUGCUAGCUACCAAAUACACAUACAGACUUAAAGGCAUACAAAAAAAAAAAAAGAAAAAACGGAUUCUCACUCAUUAAACAUCAAAAAAAUAAUAUGACUAUGCAAAUAAUGGAUUGGGUUCCAGUCUAUUUGUGAUGUCAAAUAAUGCUCAUAGCCAUGCCCCCUUUUAAUGAUUGAGAAAAAUUGUCCUGUUCCUUAACGGAUGUGAAUGCAGCCUUCUAGUGUCAAACUCUGUUCAUAGAUCGUUCUACACAAUGAAGCUCAAACAUUUAACUGUAGGAACAAAGAUAACACAUUUUUGACUGGAGGUUGGGCUUUAAAAUGUUUAUGGUCACUGUGCUAAUACCUUGCAGUAAAAGCUGCCGAUGCCUGCAGAAACCCUUUUUUAGCGCAAGGUCAGUGAUGAAAAGCAAGAGGUCCAGAUUAUCAUAGAUUAUUAUCAGAUUAUCAUUAUCCUUCAACACUCUCAUCAUCUUUAUGUCUCCCGAGCAGUAUGCAUGUACGGGGGAAAAUCGUGAGGUAGAGCAUAAGAAAAGAAAGAAACGUUUAUCUGUUUGCAAAGGUUUGCAUCUCGCAAAGACAGAUUGAGGAGCUCUCGGAGCACAGAUCACAAUUUGAAAAAUGCUGCUGCUGACGAACACAGCUGCCGCCGGCGUGUUCGUCCUUUGAUAGCUCUCUUCUUCCAGUUCUGACAUACAGAAGCACAUCUGAUGUUGGAUGUCGUCCUCCCUCCUGUACAUGGCACAGUCGCCGGCUCCCAUGGUUUAAACAGAGUUUUGAUACAGUAUGUGCUUGAACACACUGUUAUUGUGCAACUGCUUUGUCCUGUUUCAUGUCCUCUUCCUGCACAGAUUGUCAGCAACGGGAGGUUUUAAGUUGUCUGAAGACAGCCUCUUUCUGUCUCGCUCUUCUUUGACUCAGUGCAGACGACCCCGAUCUACCGCAUAUUGCCAUAUUAAUCGACACAGUUUGGUAGCGUGACUGCAUAAUUGUUCUUACGAUUUACAGAUCUUUGGAUCUCAGUAUUUAAAUCCUGUUUUUGAGGAAACAGUUUUGACUAUUGCAUGUUCUGAUUUAAGAAAAAAAAGAAACUCUUUUGGGAACGAAUCAUCUGGAUGUUUUAGAGAUUUUGAUAUUUGCAUUUUCAGAUGUUUCCAUUUGUAGAUUGACUACCUAAUUGCACUGGGCUCUGGUUAAUUGGUAUCUGAUAAAAUACUAAUUAAAUGACCCUAUUCUUUGUUGUCCAAUGCAAUACCGGGUGGUUAUUUACUGUAUGAGGACAGAGCUCCUCUUUAUACAGUUUUAUAGAGAGAAGUGGAAACCUAGUUGGUUCUAUUUUGUUCAGAACCAAUGUUAUUUAAUGUUGAGGUGAACCUUUUUUCACUUUAUCUCCUGAUACUCUAAACAUGGUAGAACUCUGGUAUUGGUGAAACUAAUUAACUGAUGUAUAUUUUAUGUAGGAGUAGCCUCAGCCCUGAUGCUCUGUAAUGGACAGAUGAAGAUAGUAAUAAGUUGUGAUUUCUGGUUCGACACUGAGCUGGUCCGGCCUCGCGCCCAAGCCACUCGCGCUUCUGUCGCCGUGGCGCCAGACUUACGGAAAGUUCAAACUGUGAUAGAACUUGAUUUUUGAUGAAUCAGAAGCCUUGUGUUUUCUUUCUUUCUUUCUUUCUUUCUUUCUUUUUUUUAAUUACAACCCUUCAGUGAUUGGCACCCCCACCCCCAAACCCCCCCAAGCCUUACAAGGAGGGGAGGAGGUGUGUUCUGUCUGUCAGAGGAGAGCCAACGUGUCUGCAAUAAUAAGCCCUCCAUUAUUCCCUGUAACAGAGGGAGAAGGGAGGGGAUGGGGGGAGGUGUUUUAAAAGGCUCGACACACAGUCGGACUCUCUACAUUGUAUCGUUGCUGAUUAUUGUGUUGAUGACCAACCGUUGUCCUGAAGGAUGUUUCCCUGUCAAUUAAAAAAUACAAGAUUUUUUAUUCCUGA